Messenger RNA from Radiomyces spectabilis, 1182 nucleotides. RefSeq lists its product as uncharacterized. Lineage: Eukaryota; Fungi; Mucoromycota; Mucoromycetes; Mucorales; Radiomycetaceae. The record is from RefSeq and is a predicted model, not a curated record. The transcript is spliced from 2 exons. Bases 58 to 1128 code for a protein of 356 amino acids.
CAGGUGUGUUUCUAUUUUACUUUUUGACAUUUUUUUGCACCUCUUUAUCGUUUUAUCAUGCUUUCACCACAUGGCUUUUAUUCACAAGACGCAUUCAGCUUACCAUCACGCAGUCCCAAGCGACCCAAGCGUGCCUCGAUAAGGAAGGUGUUUAAUCAUUCUGCUGGAACUUGCACACAUCGAGACGAUUUCCAAGUGGCCCUUUCCGUUCCGAAAACGAUCCAUGAUCGAGUUUUAUUCUACGAACUAUCUUUUGAACGAUUUAUCCAAAAAGACUCUCAGUUAAAGGCAUGGAUCCGACGGUCCAAACAACGAGGACCUCCACAGGUGAUGAAAGAAGGCUACUGUCCUCCGCGAAGGGUAUCGAAGCUUCAAGAACAUGCGGCUAAAUCCCGAGUUCGUCCAGAGGCAAUGACGGGUUCGGUGGUAUCAUCGGUGAGCUCUUCGUUAAGUACUUUAUUACGUAAAGCGACGCCCAAAUCGUCCAACGCUCGGCCACCAUCGACAGCUGUCAAGCCUGUCUUGCAACAACCCCCAAAACCUUCAGCAAGUCGUUUUUUUACGGCCUCCCUGAGCCGACUCUCCUUGUCCCGUUCCACCCAGCCAUCGCAUGUCAAAUCCACUUCGUCAACUGCCCCUAGUGUCAAUCUGAACAAGAAAAACGCCAAGAGUUCGCCGCCUCCCCCCAGCUUAAGGCAGCGAUUUAUCAAACGAACCUCGGCUGUCCAACCAGCGACUCGUACCACCGAUAUCAGGAACACAUCCAAUCCCCCUAUCCCAGUGACUCGUCCUAAAUCCUCACCACCUCCACCCAAAGAUGUAUCCUAUUCAUCUGUAUUCCUCGACCAUCUCCGGAAAAAAACCGGAUCCAACGACUCGUUUCACGAGCAUCAGCAAUUACAGCCAGCCAACAAUGGUCAGGAACGUGAUUAUCAGUCCACAAAAUCCCAAAUCGAUCCUACUCUCCUCAACCAUUACCUGAGAAAAACAGAGGGUGACCUCAUGGUAGCCAUGUCUAUGGCUUUGAAGGAACGUAAACGAUGGACCGCCACACCAAUCCACAACCAUCCGGCUAUGCUCCCAAAAUCACAUCUGCCACUGAAAGGACGAACCUCUACGCUGGCGUAGAAUGGGGCCUGCCAGUUCUGCGUGUUUGUAGAUGUGCACAUGGGGGGGGGGAAU